This is a messenger RNA of Bolinopsis microptera, 2056 nucleotides long. RefSeq names its product cilia- and flagella- associated protein 210-like. Lineage: Eukaryota; Metazoa; Ctenophora; Tentaculata; Lobata; Bolinopsidae. The record is from RefSeq and is a predicted model, not a curated record. The coding region runs from base 1 to 1617 and encodes 538 amino acids. The transcript has a single exon.
AUGGCCACCGUCCAACAUGGACGAAGAAAGGGCACGCCUAAAGCCGAGGCGCCUGGUCCUGAAAAGUCAAAAGAGAAGCUCCUCAUUUUGUCUUCGAAAGAGUGGCAAGCCAUCCAAGAUCGUAAAAACAAAGCUCUCCCUGCUACCAUUCAGUUGUCUUUAGAUAUGCAGAAAGAUCGUCAAGAAAAACAUCAACAAUCAGUUGAGCAAGUCAGUUCAUGGGGUAAUACCAUUGUUGGUAAGCGCAACAAACGUCUGAAUGCUAGACGUAUACGCGAGGAAGAAGAAGAGAUAGAAAGACAGAAACUGGACAUAGAAGAAGCAGAAAUCAAAGCUGCCGAGCGUCGUGCUGCUAUUGAACACGCCAAGAAACUCCAAUACUAUCAAACUGAUCGUGUGAAGGGCUUUCACGGAGCGUUGUUGUUAUCGGAGGUUAUCAAGGAACGUGAAGCUCAGAUCGAGUUGAAGAAAGAAAUCGACAAUGCAAUGAAAAAUGCUGAUGACCAUCUUCUUCAAUGGGAAAGGAAUCAGCUCAAAGAAGCCGCUCGUGUAGAGAAAGAAAAAGCUGAAGUUCGUCAACGGGAAGCUGCGUUAUUAAGAAAGACACAGUUCGAGCAAGCUGGAGAGAAAAGAAAACUUUCGAUCGCCGUGAAGGUUCAAGAUAUUGAGGAGGGGAAGUCCAUACAGAAAGAUGUUGAUUUGUUCCAUCAAGAAAACACGAAGAAAGCGAAAGAAAGGGAACAGAAGGCUAUAAUGCUAAAGAAAAAUUACGACCAACAUCUUGAACUGGAAUCCAAGAUUGUUGACCAACAGAAGAUUGCUGACAAACAGAAUGAUCAAGAAAUCAGACUCUAUGCGAAUGCAAAGAGGAAAAUGGCUGGUCUUAGGAAAAAACGAGAAGGUGAACUUUUCCAAUCUUUCCAAAAUCAUCAGCAAGCAAUGGUGGACCAUCUGGCUACAUUAAUAAAGGAACAAGUGGACGAUGAAGAUAGUCGCAUAGCAAAGGCAGUUGCAGAGCGGGAUUCCAAACGUCAAGCUGAAGAGGAAGAUGGCAAAAAGAAGCGAAUAUCAAUGCAAAAGGAUAUACUCAAACAUCGCCUGGAGACCAUGACUCUCAACGAUCAGAAGUCAAACGAAACUAAGAAGGACCAAUCUCUUGAUCUGCAAAGGAGAAUCACUGAGGACCAGACUUACUUCCAAGAACAAGAACAGAGACUGGCUAGUAAGAAAGUUGAAGAGGACGAAGUCCAGAGCAUUCUUGUAAAACAAGGAGUAGAGCGGUCCAGCAAGUUCCAGGUUGAGAAACAUAACGAACUGGAAGCUGACAAACGUUCUGCUCAGAUGGUUAAGGAAGAGGAGGACGAGUUUCAGAGGUACGCUGAUGCUGUUAUCGAUUUGGCCAAGCAACGUGGGCGACCCGUCGGACCACUUAUCAAAGCCAAAAAUGCCGGUGCUGGAGGUGGCAGUGGUCCUAUAUUUGAAGGAAAGAGCAACCUACGACCCAGUUAUCAAGCGAAUGAUGCGCAUGGUAACCAGCUGCCUCGAUUUGCAACUGGUACUGCUAAGAAAAUCAAUGAGUCUUCAGACACCAGUAAAAGACUAGGUUUCGUCUGGUAAAUUUUGAGCAGCUUGACAUUUUCAGAUAGUUUGUGAUGGCAUUGAGCAUGAGCAGGGGUAAGAAAUUGGAACACUGCUAAGAAAGAACAGACAGAUAUAUCCCUUCCUUUUAAAUGUGAAUAGCUUUAAACUGUAGAGCUUUGAAUGUAAAUAGUGUAAUUGAAUGUGCUGUUUUUCGUUUACAAACACUCAUAUUGGGCAUAUUUUGAGUGUUUUUCCCUUAAAUUAUUUCUGAAACGAUCCUAAAAAUUGAAUCCAAAUGAUAUCGAGUAUUUGAUUUGUCAAAAUAUCUUUUCCAUUUCAGCGCAUUGAUUUUAUAGUAUCAAGAUUUGAUAAAGUCUUUUGUUAAUUGCAGAUACAUACUUAUUACUUAGUUAACAUUCGACUAAGAUGUGUGAACUUGUCUGUAUUUUAUACCAAAUUGAAAUUCAUUUAUUUA